GGACAAAUGUUCCGAAUGUGUUAAACUGGGUCAAUUUUCCCAGCUGAUCGCUUUCAUUCAUAGUUUUUCAUUCACAAAAUUAGUACAGAAAAUACAAUCGAUUUAUCGACGGAUGCUCUAAUCUUCAGAACAAAAGACUUUCGGAGUAUUCUUCAAUGCAAAUAUAAAUAUUGCAGAGGAUUUUUAUGCAUUCAUCGACAGACUUCAUUUUAGUGGUUGUUUACAAAUCAUUUUGUUUAUUGUCCGCGUGACAAACAGUGAAAACAGUUUACAACAGUCAUGUCGGAUAAAGAAGAGGAGACAGCAGUUGCAGAAAAGAGGGGACGCGGACGUCCUAAAAAACCCAAGUCCGACGAGCCAGAGGAACCCAAAGAAAAGAGACCACGUGGUCGUCCAAAGGGAAGCAUCAAGACCACAAAGACAGACGUACCUAAAGGGCCGACGAGACCGCGUGGUCGACCCAAGGGGAGCUUCAAGAAAACAACUAAAAAGAAAACAGCAACACCAUCAAAGGGCUAUGGAAAACGAGGCCGUCCAAGGAAAGAUUCAAGCAGUCCAACAAAAGCAGAAGAUGGCUCAGGUGAUAAUUAAAGCUUGAUUUGUACAGCAAAGACGUCCACUGAAGGAGAAGAAUAUUACCACUAGUGCAAGUGUAGAUAUUUGUUUCGGCAGAUUGAAACCUAUUACAGAGACAAGUUUUUUUCUGUAAUGCAAUUUUCCUGUUUUUCCUCACAAAUUAGAAUUUAUAAAUGAAAGCAGAAAUAAGUGUUUUUUACUGGUUUACAUUUCAAUUCUAAUUUCAUAUCUAGAAAAGGAAAAUAGUAAGGUGUUUUGUUUUUUCGUCCAAUACAACUUUAAAAAAAAAUUAUAACAGAUUUACUUUUAAUAUUUACAAAUACAUUUUUGCAUUGUAAAAUUAAAAAAAACCCAAAUCAGACAAAUUGCAUAACUGUAAUUACUGUAAAGGAUUACCUCAUACUGUAUGUUCAUGUUUGAUCAUUUUUCACCAUUUGUAUUUCAUUUGAGGCAACAAGCUCGAUAAGUACCAAUAUUGUGUUCAGACGUGUAAUUCACUGCCAUUAUAACAUUUUCAACUGGUGCUUUUAUAUUCCUACGUGUUUAUUCAUUAUCUAAGUUUAUUUUAUAACAGUUUUUACUUGUUGUGCAUUAUUGGGUUUGUUUUAUAUUGAUAACCACAUUAUUAGAAUAUAUAUAGAAAUAAGGAUGCUGUCUGUAAGAUAUUAGGAUACUAGUACUGAAGUGAUGAAUAAUAUUAUUUCAUUGAGUUCUCAUUUAGAAAAAAGAAAUAAUGAGAUCUUCGUUAAAUGUGCUUGAGAUAGCAUUUUAUUAAUUACAAGAAAGAAAAAAAAACAGUUGAAUUUUUUAAUAAAACAAAAUUAAAUCUAUCAUAAUUUAUCAUGUAAAAGUGCGGAUAAAAACGUAAUCAAAUUUAUCACAAAUACGUUCGUGACUAGAUAUUCAGAAUUAAAGCUUUUCUAGUUUAUUAUCAGGCCUGGUGUCACAAAGCACUCAGAAGACACCAUUACCGUAAAUAUGUAUCAAUGAUCACACGUGCAAAAGACUUAUGAUAACAUUCUAAGAGGGACCAAAACAUUACCAUUUUAAGAUGGGUUACGGGGGAUAAUUGUAAGGGAAAGUACUAUUUCAGUCAUAUUCAUGUCAUGAUUUAAUCAGAAGAAGUACAUUCUUCUGUAGUAUAAUUGCUAAGUAAAAAAAAUUACUAUUCAAAACGAAGAAUUUUAUGUUGUAUUUUUUUUAAAUAUGCAAGUUUACAUGGUUACUAUAGAUUUAGACAGGUUUGUCAUUCCAAUCUGGCAUUUUUUAUCAGACCAUUUUAUAUCUUUUUUUUUCGCGAAGUGCUUAUGUAAAUACUACAAUCAUUGAAUAUUAGAAACGUUAAUAAGCAUUAGUUUUUGUAUGUAUGUGUAUAUAUGAUGUGUUAUUAUGUAGGCUUAUGUGUGCGAAUUUGUUUUUGUUAUUUACAAACUGUACAAGUAAUAUACAGUUUUUAUUUGUUAAUUUCUCUUGAAUGAAGUUUGUACUCACCUGAUUGACACAUGUUUAUUUUAGUUACAGAAAAGGAGCAGUCCAGUCAGAUUCAUAGCUACAUAUGGAUCAACAUUGAAAUUUCUUUACAAACAAAAAAUACAAAUUGGAAAAGCUGUAUCCUGCAUUGCAAACCAUUUGGCAGUCAUUACAAGCCCACAAUAUUUCCGAAAACCUUAUCAAAAUGAUAACAUUGUCAGGGAUGAAAUCAUCCAAUCAAUUAUUAAUCGUGUAAACCAUUAUUAUUGCUUAAAGUAUAUGGCAUGUUUUUAUGUUUUUUUUUCAUUAAUCAGUUUUAUAAUCUAUGUUGUCUAUACAUGUCACAAAUAAUAAAAUCUAAUAGAUUUCC
Mytilus californianus (California mussel) is the source of this 2416-nucleotide messenger RNA. Its product is annotated as high mobility group protein HMGI-C-like. NCBI's taxonomy places the organism in Eukaryota, Metazoa, Mollusca, Bivalvia, Mytilida, Mytilidae. Gene Ontology annotation, biological process: regulation of DNA-templated transcription. The transcript has 6 exons. Gene Ontology annotation, cellular component: chromatin; nucleus. Gene Ontology annotation, molecular function: transcription coregulator activity; DNA binding. The coding region runs from base 280 to 591 and encodes 103 amino acids. The record is from RefSeq and is a predicted model, not a curated record.